This is a messenger RNA of Brassica oleracea var. oleracea, 709 nucleotides long. RefSeq lists its product as uncharacterized. The coding region runs from base 35 to 517 and encodes 160 amino acids. Lineage: Eukaryota; Viridiplantae; Streptophyta; Magnoliopsida; Brassicales; Brassicaceae. The record is from RefSeq and is a predicted model, not a curated record. The transcript is spliced from 2 exons.
AGAUCAGAAAAAAAACUUAAGAAGGUAAGCAAAAAUGGCAAGAAGAAGUCAAGAAGAAGAAGAAAAGGAGAAUUUUCCUCUUAUUACAACAAAAACAGUCGAAUACUUACAACCAGUAAUGCGUCGAGAGCUACUCCGCAAAUUUCCAGACAACUCUGCUUUUGGAUUCGACUACGCACAGAGCUCUCUCUGGUCUCCUCUAUUGCCUCGAAACUACGCAAGCCCUUCUGAUCUAGACUCGGACAGUAGCGUUUGUAGGAACCUUGAGCUCGGAGAGUUUCUGGAAAGCAAGAAGAAGAUGAAGAUCUCAAUGAAAAAGAAAAACAAAAAGAAUAAGUUAGUGAAACUAGACAUGUCUUCGAUCAAGAGUGACGAUUCUCCUAAAGUUGGUUGCUUUUCUCUUCCCACCAAGGGAUGGGAUGGUUUACUAAAGGUAGCUUCAAAACACUUCAAGAAAUCGAAAAAGAAGAGAGACCCAGUCGCUGAUGUCAAGCUUCUCAACUUCUGCAAAUGCUGAGAGUUCAAUAUACAUACCACUUCAAUGUUAAUUCUAUAUUGUUGGUUCUUUUGCUCAUAUGCGCUUCACAUGCAAGUCACAAUAUUUGGGAUAUAUGGGUUGAUUUUAUCUGUUUUGUUUUAUUCGCGUAUCUGUUUUGUCUGGUCUUCAUGUAAACCAUUGGAGUGUUUUGAUCAUGCACAGUUCUAUAUC